Messenger RNA from Neogale vison (American mink), 692 nucleotides. RefSeq names its product BCL2/adenovirus E1B 19 kDa protein-interacting protein 3-like. The transcript has a single exon. Gene Ontology annotation, biological process: mitochondrial outer membrane permeabilization; defense response to virus; positive regulation of apoptotic process. NCBI's taxonomy places the organism in Eukaryota, Metazoa, Chordata, Mammalia, Carnivora, Mustelidae. Bases 1 to 660 code for a protein of 219 amino acids. The record is from RefSeq and is a predicted model, not a curated record. Gene Ontology annotation, cellular component: mitochondrial envelope; mitochondrial outer membrane; nucleus.
AUGUCGUCUCAUUCAGUAGAGCAGCCGCCGCCCCCGCACAACAACAACAACAACUGCGAGGAAGGUGAACAACCUUUGCCCCCGCCAGCCGGCCUCUGCAGUUCCUGGGUGGAGCUACCCAUGAACAGCAGCAAUGGCAAUGAUAAUGGCAAUGGGAAAAAUGGGGGGCUAGAACAUGUACCGUCCUCAUCCUCUAUCCACAAUGGAGACAUGGAGAAGAUUCUUUUGGAUGCACAACACGAAUCAGGGCAGAGUAGUUCAAGAGCCAGUUCUCACUGUGACAGCCCUUCCCCACAAGAAGAUGGGCAGAUUAUGUUUGAUGUGGAGAUGCACACCAGCAGGGACCACAGCUCUCAGUCAGAAGAAGAAGUUGCAGAAGGAGAGAAAGAAGUUGAUGCGUUGAAGAAAAGCGUUGACUGGGUGUCUGACUGGUCCAGUAGACCUGAAAACAUUCCACCUAAGGAGUUCCACUUCAGACACCCCAAACGCUCUGUCUCUUUAAGCAUGAGGAAAAGUGGGGCCAUGAAGAAAGGGGGUAUUUUCUCCGCAGAAUUCCUUAAGGUGUUCAUUCCGUCUCUCUUCCUCUCUCAUGUUUUGGCUUUGGGCCUAGGCAUCUAUAUCGGAAAGCGACUCAGCACACCUUCUGCCAGCACCUACUGAAGGAAAGAACAGCCCCAGAAAAGCGUGUGACC